Messenger RNA from Fonsecaea multimorphosa CBS 102226, 1323 nucleotides. RefSeq lists its product as uncharacterized. The record is from RefSeq and is a predicted model, not a curated record. Gene Ontology annotation, molecular function: iron ion binding; oxidoreductase activity. The transcript has a single exon. Bases 1 to 1323 code for a protein of 440 amino acids. Gene Ontology annotation, biological process: lipid biosynthetic process. Lineage: Eukaryota; Fungi; Ascomycota; Eurotiomycetes; Chaetothyriales; Herpotrichiellaceae.
AUGGCAAAUGCAACGUUCUCCGACCUACCUGCCCUUCCUUCCUAUACCCUGAAACCCCGUCCAUCUAUGAUACCCGGAGUAUCAGAUCCCCUCCUCCAACUCCUCGCUCCUGUCAUUGCCUAUUGGGUCGUCUCACUGUUCUUCCAUAUCUUGGAUACCUAUGACCUGUUCUCGGAGUACAGACUGCACACUCCAGCCGAGGUCCUCAAACGCAACCACGUCACUAGAUUCGAAGUCCUUAGGGAUGUUAUUAUACAGCAAAUAGUGCAGACGGCGUUUGGAUUGAUUAUUGCUUCCUUCGACCCUGUCGAGACGAUUGGUAAAGAAGAGUACGACAUCGCCGUCUGGGCCCAGCGUCUGCGCCUCACCGAAAGAUACAUUCCAACAUUACUCAGUUGCGUCGGCUUGGAUGCUUUAUCUCUGGGUCAAAGAUUGCAACACAGCUAUCCUCAACUUGCGGGCGCUUUGACCGGAGGGAUCUACUCGACCCCGUCAUUUGCAUCGUGGGAAUUGACAGCCGCGAAGUCGAUUUAUUGGAUUGGCAUUCCUUUGAUCCAAUUUACUGUCGCUACCCUCAUAGUAGACACAUGGCAGUACUUCCUUCAUCGUGCCAUGCACAUGAACAAAUUUCUUUACACCACCUUCCAUUCUCGGCAUCAUCGGUUGUACGUUCCCUAUGCGUAUGGAGCACUCUACAAUCAUCCUGUGGAAGGCUUCAUGCUCGACACGCUCGGGACGGGAGUGGCCUACUUGAUAACCGGGAUGACAAUCCGACAAGGCAUGUGGUUUUUCACUAUCUCGUCAAUCAAGACGGUCGAUGACCAUUGCGGAUAUGCUUUUCCAUGGGAUCCUCUCCAACACAUCACCUCGAAUAACGCGGCUUAUCACGAUGUGCACCAUCAGAGCUGGGGUAUCAAGACCAACUUCUCGCAACCAUUUUUCACGUUCUGGGACCGUCUUCUUGACACCGCAUGGACUGGUGGAGAUGUGUCAGCCCGCUACGAACGCGAUAGGAUUGCAGCCCAAAAGAAAGUGGAUACAGAUGCCGCUGCGAACCGUGCUUCAAUUGUUAACUCACCAAACAUUGAUAUUGACCAUGCAGAGAACCAAGCUCGCUCGAGUCAGAGGCAGGUCCUUGACGACACAGCGAAUGGUGGGCCUCAAGUGCUCGAGGAGGAAGCAAAGGAAGAGCAGGAAGUCAAACAAGCCUUGCGGCGGAGCACCAGACGCAAGAGUGGCUUUGACGCUAAAUCAAUAUCGGAUCGCGUUGCAGGCAUCCACAGCAGGAGUCCGGCAAUCCUACAUGCAGACGGGAUGCAUUGA